UUAGCUUUGCACCUCUCUGGGGAAGAAGAUUGCCGGGCUGUGCUGUCACCAUGUCUUUUCGAUUUUCUGGGGGAUCCAGGGUCUGCUCUCGAGCUGGAUCUGUCAGGCUGUCCAGGGGUGGGGCGGGCUUUGUGGCUGGGAAUGUGAGUGUUGGGCCCGGAGCAGAAAGCAGCUUUUCUUGCACCCUUGGGGGAAUCUCUUCUGGAGGAGGCUUUGGCCAUGGCAGUGAGGUGUCGGGAAGGGGUAACAGCACGAGUUUCCUUAACAAUGAGCCUGGACUCUUCUCCGGGAAUGAGAAAGUGACCAUGCAGAACCUCAAUGACCGGCUGGCACUGUACCUGAACCACGUAAGCGCUCUGGAGGAGGCCAACACUGACCUGGAGAAGAAGAUCGAGGGCUGGUAUGAGAAAUAUGGGCCUGGCUGUGGCCGUGGACUUGACUGUGACUACAGCAAGUAUUUCUCAGUCAUUGAGGAUUUGAAAAAACAGAUCGUUUCUAUGACCACCUGUAAUGCCAACCUAAUUCUUCAAAACGACAAUGCCAGACUCACAGCUGAUGACUUCAAGAUGAAGUAUGAAAAUGAGCUUGCUCUGCACCAGAGUGUUGAGGCUGACACCAACGGUCUUCGCAGAGUGUUGGACGAGCUGACGCUUUCUACAACCGACUUGGAAAUACAGUGUGAGGCUCUAAGUGAGGAGCUGACAUACCUCCAAAGGAACCAUGAGGAGGAAAUGGGAGUUCUGCAAAACGCAUCAGGGGGAAACAUCAACGUGGAGAUGAAUGCGGCCCCUGGCGUGGAUCUAACCGCCAUGUUGAACAACAUGAGGGCGGAAUACGAAGAUUUGGCUGAGCAGAACCGAAGAGAUGCAGAGACCUGCUUUAAAGAGAAGAGUGCAACGCUGCAGCAGCAGAUUUCAGAUGACGCAGGAGCGGCCUCGGCGGCCAGAAAUGAGCUGAUGGAGCUGAAACGCAAUCUGCAGACUCUGGAGAUAGAACUUCAGUCCAUUUCAGCGAUGAAACAGUCGUAUGAGAGUUCAUUGGCUGAGACCGAAGGGAAUUACUACAGUCAACUCCAGCACAUCCAGGAGCAGAUCCGGGUGCGGGAGGAGCAGCUGCAGCAGAUCCGAACAGAGACGGAAGGCCAGAAGCUGGAGCAUGAGCAGCUGCUGGGCAUCAAAACGUGUUUGGAGAAGGAAAUUGACAUGUACUGCAACUUACUAGAUGGAGAAGAACGAAGAAGUGAGUCCACAGGGUACAAACCAAUGGAUGGCAAGCCUGUGAAUGAAGCCAAUGCCGCUGAAAUUCCAUUCGAUACCAACUGCAGAGACCAGUGUGGGGGAUGGAAUGAGGAAGAGGAGGAUAUGUGA
This is a messenger RNA of Onychomys torridus (southern grasshopper mouse), 1367 nucleotides long. RefSeq names its product keratin, type I cytoskeletal 26-like. The transcript is spliced from 8 exons. The record is from RefSeq and is a predicted model, not a curated record. Gene Ontology annotation, molecular function: structural molecule activity. Bases 51 to 1367 code for a protein of 438 amino acids. NCBI's taxonomy places the organism in Eukaryota, Metazoa, Chordata, Mammalia, Rodentia, Cricetidae.